GAUUUUCUCAGUAUAUCAUCUGGUGGCAAAAUAUUUUGACAACGUAAAUACCACGCUUCUGCGCGAAAAUUCAUUUAAUAAUAAAGUACUUGAAAGAAAAAAAAUCUCGUUCGAAUGAAAACACUUGUAAUAACAAGAAUUAUAAAUAAACUUGCCUUUUAAUUGCCAUAAAAAAUGGACAAUUAAUUAAAAUCCAAAUAUUUGUGUGGAGUCGUAGUUUGACAUUUAGCAUUGUUUGAGGAACGUAUAAAUUGCGUUCAAUUUUCUUUUCCAACUAGUAAUAAGACAAGCUUGGGCUACUCGGUCGGAUAUGAAUUCCUAUCACGAUCGGAAUAAUUACAUUGUGCAAUCCAGCUCCUGUGCCAGAUCUUUGAGAGGCAUCCAUUGCCACAGUCAUCGACAUAAACUUCUAGUGGUGCAGCGCGCCAGCAGCAAUGUUUCAGAAAUGUAAAAAUAAAACCAUGCGCUCUGAUGAUGCCCUAGCACUAGUUAGACAGAACUUUUUGUGUGGUACGCCUAUUAAUCAAAUAUAUUGGCACGGCCUUCUAGACGACAUCAGCUGGGAAGAUCAAGAAAAGUUAUUAGACAUCACGGUGAAUAAUCCGCUCGUGGUUCAAUAUCCUUUGAAAGUAGCAUACCAGAUAGCAUUUUUAAAGCAUAUUAUACACCAUCUGAACAAGAUGAACGUAGAACAGCACGAUCAGCUUUACGAGAGGUAUUGUAGUUUACUAACUCAAUCAGGAAUGGAGGACCAAGCUGGAUUCAGCUUCAAACAUUACGAAUUACCUGGCAAUGAUGUGAUUACUUUGAAGGAAUCAUCUGCAUUCAUAUCGGAGGGAACAACGGGUUUAUGUAGUUGGCAAGCAUCGAAAGCAUUAUGUGAGUUUAUUACCAACAACCCCGAAGAAUUCCACGGCAAAAAUAUAUUAGAACUUGGUUCAGGAGUCGGACUGACUGGAAUAUUCAUGGCAAAACACUGUGAACCAUCCAUGAUAAUCCUAUCCGAUUGCCAUGGCUCAGUGAUUGGCACAUUGAAGCAAAACGUUGAGAUGAACUUUCCCAAGGGCGCAAAGGUCGAGACUGAUAACCCACUAGUGAAAUGUUUGGUCGAUAAUGGAGAUUCAAUAGUCGGUGUGAUGGAUCUCGACUGGAGCUAUAUCAAUGCAUCGAAUAUCAAUCAAUUGAUUGAACCAGAUGUACUUGUCGGUGCGGAUAUAGUAUACGACCCGGCUCUGUUUCAACCCUUAUUCACCGCAAUCAACUACGUGUUCACACUUACGAACAAUCAGUGUAAGUUCGUUUUGUCGUGCACAGAACGCAACCAAGACACGUUAAAUAACUUUUUGGAACUACUAGUAACUGCCAAAUUCCGAAUAAAUGAGGAAACAGUAUACGCACCUAAGCAUUUUCAGUGGGAUGCAACAGCCUCAAAGAUAAGAAUAUUCUCCAUAUCACGGGAUUGGAGCUUUCAAUAAAUCAACCUAGGAAACUCUCAACGUUCAACUUUCAUCAACUACCUAUUAUGUGAAAUUUACCAAGUUCCUUCCACAAAAAAGUCCACGUGUUUAUCUAUUAGAAUGUGAACAUUUACAGCUUUUGCCUUACGCUAUCUAAUAUUGUAUUUGCUUCCAAUAGGUCAUGUUGUAGUUUACACUUUUCACGCUGUUUAAAGCGCUUGCGGCUGGUUAAUGGAAUAGGUCAAACUAUUUAUUACGGUUUCUGCAAAUAAAAGACAAACAAGUUUAGUUAAUAGUUCCAC
Ochlerotatus camptorhynchus is the source of this 1759-nucleotide messenger RNA. Its product is annotated as protein-lysine N-methyltransferase EEF2KMT. The record is from RefSeq and is a predicted model, not a curated record. The coding region runs from base 435 to 1475 and encodes 346 amino acids. The transcript is spliced from 3 exons. Lineage: Eukaryota; Metazoa; Arthropoda; Insecta; Diptera; Culicidae.